GAUCGCGUGCGCAACCGCAGGCCGUCUGCAGACUCGAUAACGAUCAUUCGUAUACGCAAUAAUAAUAUUGUUAUCGUUUUAGACAGUUCGUAUUAUAACAAACCAUAUAUGUGGCGCGUGUACGCCAUAAUAUCGUAAUAGUUGGAGUCUUCGUAGUUUCAGGCGCUGUCUCCGCCGAAAACCCGCCGACUGAUGGCGCGGCGUAGGAGAUCGCGUACAGCCGUCAUGGGGCCCACCAAGCUAUUAGUGUAUUUUGCGCUGUGUAUCGCGGUUUUCGCGCGGGCCGGUUAUUCGCGCGAAAUACCCGCCAAAUCGGUGGGCGAAGCCGAGAUGAUCACCCCGUCGAUAUCGGUCACCGCCACCGACGUUGCUGCCACGUCGGCAGCGGCGGGAAGUGACGACCCAAAGGCGGUGGCCGCUUCCCAACAUCGGUCGUCUGCGGUGACACCACCCCCGUUGUUCUCGUCGCCGUCCGCUUUAGCGCCGGUACAAGAUCAGGCAGUAGCCGCGACCCACAAAAAAAAGAAAAAGAAAAAGUCAUCUAAAUCGUCUAAAGGCGGUGGGUCAAAGAAAAAGUCUGAACACCAUUCGAAGAAAGGUCACAAGGGUGACAAAGGCUACAAGACCAAACACCACUUCGACAAAGGUGACAAAGGCAAGCACGGUAAGGAAGAACACGAAGGUCACUAUAAGAAGGAAGGUGGGCACAAAAAAAAGAAACACGAUGAAGCCGAGAAGUACGGUCACCACCACAAGGGUGAGAAGGGUCAUAAGGGUGCAAAGUUUGGUGAAAAGAAAGGUCACAAGAAGGGCCAUAAGACGAAAGGGUACCACAACAAGUUCCACAAGGACGAGUACCACAAGGAGCAUAAGUUCUACGACGACUUCCACAAGGGUGGACAUCACAAAAAACACGGUGCGCACCACAAGAAACACGAGCACAAGGAGGGCAAACAUAAAAAGGGCGCACACCACAAGUCCGGACACCAUGCGGACAAAUAUGGCAAAAAGGGACAUAAAGAGAAGGGCCACUACGACAAAGAGCACAAGGGACACAAAGGUAAGAAGGGCCACGAUGAACAUCAUUCACAUCACGAAGACUACGGCAAGAAAGGAGGACACAAACACUUUAAAAAAUACGGAUACAGCAAAAAGAAGAAGCAAGGAUAAACCAUCGGAAACCAGGCCCAAGUUAUAUUCGAGUACUGAAUCAUUAAUUUGUUUUACCCUUAUUAUUAUUAUUAUUAUUAUUAUUGAUAUUAAAUCAUGU
This is a messenger RNA of Melanaphis sacchari, 1270 nucleotides long. Its product is annotated as histidine-rich glycoprotein-like. Lineage: Eukaryota; Metazoa; Arthropoda; Insecta; Hemiptera; Aphididae. Bases 193 to 1170 code for a protein of 325 amino acids. The record is from RefSeq and is a predicted model, not a curated record. The transcript has a single exon.